AUGGGGGCACAGCAGUCCUCGGAGCACUCUGACGCUUCAGGCGCCGCUCCCGUUGCAAAGACAUGUUACUACGAUCUGCUUGGCGUUGAACGUUCAGCAACCGACGACGAGAUCAAGCGAGCUUACCGUCGAAAGGCUCUCGAGCUUCACCCCGAUCGCAACUUCAACGACGUCGAGGAGGCCACCCGUCGCUUCGCCGAGGUCCAGUCCGCAUACGAGAUCCUAUCCGACCCCCAGGAGAGGGCAUGGUACGACUCGCACCGCGAUGCCAUUCUGAGCGGUCAGGAUGGCGACGGCGCAGAUGGCAAUCCAGCAACGUUCCGCAAUGUGCGACUUACCUCGGCCGAAGAGAUUAUGAGCUUGAUUCGCAAGUUCAAUGCCGCUGUACCCUUUGACGACGAACCCACGGGAUUCUAUGGAAUCUGCAGGGAGACUUUUGAACACCUGGCUCUUGAGGAGGAGGCGGCGGCCGAAAACGAAGACGUCGACAUCCGGGAAUACCCAACAUUUGGCUCUUCUGACGACGACUACGAGACAGUCGUCAAGCCCUUCUACAAUGCUUGGUCUGGCUUCUCCACUGCCAAAUCCUUCUCUUGGAAGGACAAGUACCGCCUAUCCGACGCCCCCGACCGCCGUGUUCGCCGCCUGAUGGAAAAGGAAAACAAGAAGAUGCGCGAUGAUGCCAUUCGCGAGUUCAACGACGCUGUAAACUUUCUCGUGAGCUUCGUGCGGAAGCGCGAUCCUCGGUAUCUGCCCAAUUCGCAAUCACACGCCGAACGCCAGGCUUCCCUACGGAACGCCGCCGCCGCACAAGCCGCGCGGUCGCGUGCUGCAAAUCAAGAGCGCAUGGCUGAGUACGAAGUCCCCGAGUGGGCUAAGUCUCGGUCGUCCGACAACGGUGUCGCAGAGGGGAGUUUCUCCGAGUCUGAAGAGGAGGAGAUCGUGGAGAUUCUUGAGUGCGUCGUGUGCAAUAAGUCGUUCAAGAGCGAGAAACAGAUGGAGGCGCAUGAAAGGAGCAAGAAACACAUUAAGGCUGUCCAACAGCUCAAGCGACAGAUGAAGCGCGAAGGCGUCGAAUUGCAACUUGAGGAGGUUGAUGCCACGCCUGCGCCGGAGGCAGCCGAAGAGGGCAAGCAUGAUCCCAUUCCGGAAGAAAAGGUGAAUGAGGACUCGGACAAUUCAGAGACAUUAGCCGGGAAGAGGUCACCCCCCUCUAAAGGCAAACACCAAGAUCCGAGCCCAGCGGAGUCUGCCGAUGUGUCUGAUGAUGGCGACUAUGCGCCCCGAGAUGUUGUCGAAGAGAGGCUUACGUCCUCCAAUGCAAUCCAGGAGGCAGCGAAUAACCCUGAUGAAGAGCUCUCUGCUGCUGCCAAGGACCUUUCCGUUGAUGAGCCCUCGCAAGGCAAGAAGAUAGGAAAGGCUAAGGCCAAACGCGCCAAGAAAGCUGCGGCCGCCCAAGCCCAGCAGGAUGAAGGGCAAAAAUGCGGAGUCUGCGGGGAGACCUUCUCUUCCAGGACGAAGCUCUUCACACACAUUCGCGAUGAAGGCCAUGCCUCGUUGAAACCAGUAGCCGGAGGCGGCCAAAGGAAAAAACGCUGA
Fusarium keratoplasticum is the source of this 1599-nucleotide messenger RNA. RefSeq lists its product as uncharacterized. Bases 1 to 1599 code for a protein of 532 amino acids. The record is from RefSeq and is a predicted model, not a curated record. Gene Ontology annotation, molecular function: nucleic acid binding; zinc ion binding. Gene Ontology annotation, cellular component: cytoplasm. Lineage: Eukaryota; Fungi; Ascomycota; Sordariomycetes; Hypocreales; Nectriaceae. The transcript is spliced from 3 exons.